GUCAUUUCUUGACAUUUAAUAUUGCUUGUACGAUGGUACAUGUUUAAAAACACGAAUUGACCCUGUCUACUUAAAUUAACCAAUGGAAUUUUUGCGAAGUGUUAUUACCUUGUUUUAAAAGUUUUUUAAAAGUGAGAACGUUAAGGCAAAUAUGCUAAAGUGCGUAUUAUUCAUCCUGUCGAUCGGCUUCGGGGCGAAUCUCAAUUUGAAUCCUAGAAAAAAAGAUCCAGACACUUGUAUGACAAAGGACAACGAGUCAGGGAUUUGCGUAGUAUAUUAUCAAUGCAACGCAAAUGGGACACUCAAUACUGACGGCAUGGGAAUUCUGGAUGAACGGUUUGGCGAUUUGCCAUGCCCGUCCUACUUAGAUACCUGCUGCAAAAUCUCGGAUACACGUGAAACUGAUGACCCUAUCACACCCAAACCUAUCCAGAGACAAGGCUGUGGCUGGCGAAACCCAAACGGCGUCGAUCCUCUUAUCGGGACAGACAAGACAGGUGAUACUGCCCGGUUCGGAGAAUUCCCCUGGAUGGUUGCCCUACUACGAGUACAACCCCUAAAUCCGAAGGAGCCUGAGGAGACGUUUAACUUAUACAUCGGCGGUGGGUCACUUAUACACACUAGUGUUGUUCUAACCGCCGCACAUUUGGUCAAGACGGCACAUCACUAUCGCGUAAGAGCUGGGGAAUGGGAUACCCAGACGGAAAAAGAGUUAUUCCCGUAUCAACAAAGGGAUGUCGCUGAUGUUGUGUUACACGAGAAGUUUAAUAAACGCAACCUUCACUCUGACAUAGCUCUUCUAUUUCUGGAAUCAGAAGUAAAGUUAGCACCAAAUGUUGGUGUUGUGUGUCUUCCAAUAUCUGAAGUGGACGAUGGAAAGUGUUACGCAUCUGGCUGGGGCAAGAAUCAGUUCGGGAAGGAGGGUCGUUACCAAGUGAUUUUGAAAAAGGUGGAGCUACCAGUCCUUAACCGUGGUGUAUGCCAGGCGCAGCUUCGUAAAACUCGCCUCGGGAAAUACUUUCGGCUCAGCAAGACUUUCAUGUGCGCGGGUGGCGGUGAUCAGGACACUUGUAGGGGUGAUGGCGGAUCGCCGCUAUCUUGUCCUUUACCGUAUCAAGAUGAUCGCUACGCGGUAAGUGGAAUAGUUUCUUGGGGAAUUGGUUGCGGGCAGACUGGCAACCCUGGAGUGUAUGUUAACGUAGCAAUAUUUAGAUCUUGGAUUGAUGAUAAUGUUGCCAGACGCGGAUUCGACACUAAUGUUUAUAAUUACUUACUAUAAAUCAAUUAAUUACACGAACAACAGAUUUUUUAUUAAAAUUAUAAAGUGAUAAUCGUGAUCCUAAUCGUGAACAAAUUAAUUAGUAUGGAAAUUGUCACGUGACAAAGCGUAAGAUAAUCUGAUUUUCAUACUAAUUACUUUCCCGCUAUCGAGUACUGACUGACAUUGACACAAGCACACCCAUUGCGACGUUACCAUUCUGACAGAUCACGUUUGGCGCAUUUUUUUUAUAUUCUGAUACAGUCCUUCUGGGCUUUUCAAAUCAAGAGUCUACAAGGGCUUAGGUUAUGAAAAUGUAAAAUGACAGACGAAAAACAAAUCCAUGUCGCGUGUCGUCGCUGAUGCUUGGACAUCAAACCAAACCCGCUGUCAUUUUAUAUUUCAUUUGGAGAGAAUUAUACGGUAUUUUCUUA
Messenger RNA from Pieris brassicae (large cabbage white), 1692 nucleotides. RefSeq names its product phenoloxidase-activating factor 2-like. Gene Ontology annotation, molecular function: serine-type endopeptidase activity. Lineage: Eukaryota; Metazoa; Arthropoda; Insecta; Lepidoptera; Pieridae. Gene Ontology annotation, biological process: proteolysis. The record is from RefSeq and is a predicted model, not a curated record. The transcript is spliced from 9 exons. The coding region runs from base 152 to 1279 and encodes 375 amino acids.